Penicillium maclennaniae is the source of this 1404-nucleotide messenger RNA. RefSeq lists its product as uncharacterized. The transcript has 7 exons. NCBI's taxonomy places the organism in Eukaryota, Fungi, Ascomycota, Eurotiomycetes, Eurotiales, Aspergillaceae. The coding region runs from base 1 to 1404 and encodes 467 amino acids. The record is from RefSeq and is a predicted model, not a curated record.
AUGUUUGAGAACCGAGAUGGGUACGGGUUGAAACGUAUCAAGAUCACAGCAACCGUGACUUCGUUCAAAAACUGGAUCUGGCCGGCAUACAAGUCAGAAGUCAAAAAACUCUCCACCAAAUUCCUCGGCGCCGUCGCCGGAAUCGACGCCACCUUUGACAGAAUCUUCGCAUGCACGCUCUUCGACACCGAUGCACUCGUCUUUGCAGCCGGCGGCGGCGGCGGCUUGUUCGACUUCUUGGGCGCCCAGCCAUAUGUCUGCGCCCAGAGAUCCGCCGCCCUUUGGGGCGCGUCGGCGCCGAGAUCCGGAGCCAUCCACGCGCUCUCCACGGCGCCAGUUGCCUUGCGCGGCGUUGUCGGUUUUGGGGAAGGGCUGGGGAUCGAGUGGUUCCCUGUUACGGUCGUUUACGUUGAAGUUGAGCAGCUUGUCCUUGGAGAUGGUUGGUGGUGGAGCGGUGAGCGUCAGGCCCAUGACGGCGGGCAUGAGGGUUUGUUUCGUGCCGUCCAGGAGGUCGCCGAUUUGGUUUGGGUUCUUGAGGCCCUGAUUCGAUGGAUCAUGUUGGUCAUUGUCUGUCGAGAAACGAUCAGUAUACAUCCCCGUUUCGACAUUGAGCACAUGAUCAUUGUUUGGAGGCUUCGAAUCCUGGUGCAGCAAGUUGUAGAACGUCUCCAUUGUGACUGGCAAAGUUGGAUGUGGGUUGGAUCCUUCGCGGAGGUUAGUUGGCGAUUGAAUCUGUGGGGCUGCGCAUUACUUACCAAAGUAAAUAUCGAAGCCAAACACCCAGAAAUCGACGUGUACAUAACCGAUGAAAGACUGCGGAGAGAGAACGCCGUCUAUGGCCAUGGUACCCGCACCGAAGUCAACCACGGCGGCGAUAAGCAUCUGCACCCACAUGAGCUUGAAGUCUCCCUCGGUCGGCACCUGGGAUAUGCAGUCGGCGAAGAGACCGAGCUUGACGGAUGGAUCGAACUCGAUAACGACGACCGCUUCCAUCAACAUCAGCUGCAACGCAUUGACGGUCAGGCCGGCCGCAAGCCACGGAUCGCCGCCAAGGACGUUUGGGUCGAAGAACGGGAAAUUGGGGACUGUGGCCGCAGUCGGGAACGCCAGCGCGGAAUUGUAUCCGAAGCCGCCGACGAUGGUGGUGACCUCUGCAAACUCGAGCUCGAUGAGCGGACCGACAAGAUCGGCGAACAAGCUGACCGUUUCGAACGACGAGAGGUUGCCUACGCUGAUCACUCCGUACUCCCCGCAUGCCUUGAAAACGUAUGGAUCGAUGGUGACCGCAAUACCGCCAAUAUACAUCGGAUCUCGGUACUCGAACAUUCCUGCCAUGACCACUGGCGGGAGAUUCGCCAGGGUGACAUCACUGGUCAAGUCGAUUCCGAGCGUGAGCCCGAGUAA